Molecule: messenger RNA, 1167 nt
Organism: Lolium perenne
Lineage: Eukaryota; Viridiplantae; Streptophyta; Magnoliopsida; Poales; Poaceae
Source: RefSeq, a predicted model, not a curated record
GUGGGAAAAACACAUCUUCUAAAAAAACACCAGGGUUUUUUCAGAGGAAGGAUGACUAUUAUAUGGGUGACAGCGUCCAAGGAGUGUUCAGUGUUAAAGGUCCAAACACAAAUAUUAGACGAGCUAAAAUUGAAAGGGGAUGGUAAUGUGAGAACCCAAAGUGGCAUGAUCCGUGACUUCCUGGAAAAUAAAAGCUUUCUUAUACUAUUGGAUGACCUUUGGGAAAGAAUUGAUCUAGAAGUAGUUGGCAUACCACAUCCCCUUGGAAUUGAACCUGUGAACAAAUUCUAGAGAAAAGUUGUGCUCACAACAAGAUUUACAUCCGUUUGUGGUUGGAUGGAGGUGAAAAAACAGAUUAAAGUUCCAUAUAUGCAGGAGAAUGAGGCGUGGGAGCUAUUCAGAGAGAAGGUCGGAGACCAAACUCUUUUUUCUCCUGGUAUUGAAGAUCGUGCAAGAAUACUUGUGACUGAAAUGAAGGGCUUGCCUUUAGCUUUGGUAACUGUGGGAAGGGCAAUGUCUUGGAAAUUUUGUCCGGAACAAUGGGAUUCUGCCAUCCAACAUAUGAAAAAGUCAUGCUGCAGUGACACAAAUGAAGACCCCCUGAAGAUGGAGGAAGAAGUUUUCAAAAAGAUCAUGUUUAGCUAUGAUAACUUAAAAAGUGAUAGGUUGAAGAACUGUCUCUUGACCUGUUCAUUGUGGCCUGAGGAUCAGGCGAUUCACAGGAAAGAGCUCGCUCAAUGUUGGAUUGGCCUAGGUUAUGUGAAUGAGGAGGACAUACAAAGUUCCUACACAAAAGCUUAUAGUCUGAUGAGCGACCUUACAUGUGCAUGUUUGUUAGAAGACUGUGAAGAAUGGAAUGAUCAUGUCAAACUACAUGAUGUGAUUCGUGAUAUGUCUUUAUGGAUAUCUUGUGGCUGCGGUGAGAACAAUGGCAACUGGUUUGUCCGUGCAGGAGUUGGUCCAGAUGAAAAAUUUAGCAUCCCCUGGAGCAGUGCAGAAUACAUCUCACUAAUGUUCAACGGGAUGAAGAAGUUUUCUUCUAUUGGUGAUCCGCUGAAACUGAGGGUGCUAAUGCUUCAAGAUAAUAUGUUGGAUGAAACAAUAGUAUGUGGAGUACUUGUGAAUUCCACUAAACUGACAUAUCUGGAUUUGAAAAAUAACGACUAG